Solanum tuberosum (potato) is the source of this 1147-nucleotide messenger RNA. RefSeq lists its product as uncharacterized. The transcript has 5 exons. The coding region runs from base 47 to 745 and encodes 232 amino acids. The record is from RefSeq and is a predicted model, not a curated record. Lineage: Eukaryota; Viridiplantae; Streptophyta; Magnoliopsida; Solanales; Solanaceae.
CUUUGAUUUUGUAGGUAAUUGGGGGAGAAAUAGAUGAGAUAGAGGUAUGAAGUCGAGCAUGGUGGAAGAAUUCGAGAAGAAGGUAGAAAUUUCGGAGGAAGGUAAUUACGGAGAGAGCGAUCCAUUGAAAAUUGUGGCAGUGCUUCGAAGAUUUGUGGGUGUGCAGCAACGCAGAGCCGAAGCUUAUGCGAGGCUGAAGCGGACCAACGAUGACAACAACAUGCAUUGCCAAGUGCCAACAAUUGUAAACCGAACAUCCCAAUUUCGACUGUCAUCCAGAGGUUUUGAAGAUUAUAUGGCUUCAGGAGUAGAAUCAACUUACCAACAGCUAUGCAGUGAGAUCACUGCUGAAUUUAAUGAUUGUUCAAAGCAGGUCCUUGAGAUGGAGUCUCAGUUUCUAACUGCCCAUUGCUUCCGAGAAGAUCUGUCUCUACUUUUGAGAUCUGUUCAAAAUCAAGAAAAGAUGAAGCUGCAGCUGACCGCUACAAUACAAGUCUUGAAAAGAGCUGGCCGCCCCUCGGAGCGUCUAGUGAGUCAUGAAAAUUGUAGAUUUAGUAAGCCAACUGGACAUGAAUGCGUGCAUAUCCAGAAGAUAACCGAAGCUUCAGGUACUGAAGAAGCAGAAGCUGAUGCAGAAUUUGAUAAUGCUCUCAAGGAAGCUAUCAAUGGUGUUCAAGAUGCAGUGACGGCAAUAAAUGAACAUUUGGAAGAAGUUAGGUAUGAGAUUGCAGCACUUGAAGACUAAAGAUGUAGUCGGUUGACUUUGCCUUUUAAGUUAAAGGCACAAUGCUAUGAAAAGUCACCCCGUAAAUUCCAUGGCAAUCAAGACAUUAUUCAUCAUAACGGUUCCAUUCGUAUAGGCGGCAAACAUUUUAUUCUUGAUGGUGGCACAGGGAGGUGAUAUAUGUAUUGCAUUGAGAAGUCUAUUUGAGCUCUUAAAUUAAGCUUUCAAAAUUUGGUGCUCAAUUUUAUCAUAAAGAACCUGGGCAUUGUAAAGCUAAUUUGUCUUGAGCUUUUUUGUCACUGUAUAGUAAGAGAUAAAUAUGUCAAGUUCCAUGCCAUUGAUGAAAGAAGAGAAAAUGGCGAAAAGCUCACAAACCGACUCCAGAUAUUUGCACAAGUAGGAAAGGUAUUUUAUUUUGUUGAA